AUGUCUUUUCGCACGCGCCGCGUUCAAGCUUCCGGAGUUCCGAACACCCCUAGUCGCCCGGUUAACUCUAACCCUACGACCCCGGUUAUUGAAGCGAAGCGCAUGAAGCGUCCGCGGUACAAUACUAAGGAGCGCGCUCGCAAGUGUAUCACCUGCACCGGAAUGGGCAGAGUGUGUACUUGGUCGGAGGAUUCGAACGGGAAGGCCCUGCCGCGUUGCGACGACUGCACUGAUCGAAACAAGAAGUGUAGCGAUAUCCCCUUUUCCACCGAGAUCCUGGACCGUUACUUUGCCGCCCUGGCGGAUACGUCUCCUGCUAUAGAUGUUGCCCCUGUUAAUGGGCCCCGUGCUGAUUUCCUAAAGGCUGUGAAGCGGCAUACCUAA
Messenger RNA from Penicillium antarcticum, 384 nucleotides. RefSeq lists its product as uncharacterized. Lineage: Eukaryota; Fungi; Ascomycota; Eurotiomycetes; Eurotiales; Aspergillaceae. The transcript has 2 exons. Bases 1 to 384 code for a protein of 127 amino acids. The record is from RefSeq and is a predicted model, not a curated record.